UCACAUACAAGUUCUUUCUAGGAGAACUGAUAUAAAAUGUGGAUGCUGAGGAUCGGAGCUAAGGCAGGAGAUGACCCUUACUUGUCCACCACCAACAACUACCUAGGAAGGCAGGUAUGGGAGUUUGAUGUCGGUGCAGGCUCUCCAGAGGAACUCUCUGAAGUUGACAUGGCUCGACAGAAUUUCUCCGACAAUAGGUCAUUAUACAAGGCCAACGCCGAUCUCCUUUGGCGUAUGCAGUUUCUAAGGGAAAAGAAGUUCAAACAGAUGAUUCCGCGAGUGAAGAUAGAGAAUGCAGAAAAAAUAACAUAUGAAGACGCAAAGAUGGCUCUGAGAAGAGGAAUAGUUUAUAUGGCAGCGUUGCAGUCUGAUGAUGGACAUUGGGCAGCAGAAAACGCUGGUUGUAUGUUCUUCAACGCCCCCUUUGUCAUAUGCUUGUAUAUCACUGGCCAUCUGGAUAAAAUCUUCUCUCCAGAGCAUCGGAAGGAGAUGUUGCGUUACUUGUACAACCAUCAGAACGACGAUGGUGGUUGGGGAAUAGACGUAGAAAGCCACAGUUUUAUGUUCUGCACGGUCAUCAACUACAUCUGCCUACGAAUUUUAGGAGUUGACCCCGAUCAUGAUGGUACAAAAAGUCCCUGUGCAAGGGCUCGUAAAUGGAUCAUUGACCACGGUGGUGCUACCUAUACGCCAUUGUUCGGAAAAGCUUGGCUUUCGGUUCUUGGAGUGUAUGAAUGGUCGGGUUGCAAGCCCGUACCACCAGAGUUCUGGUUCCUUCCUUCUUAUUUUCCUAUUAAUGGAGCUACACCUACACCUCUCAUUCUACAGCUCCGUGAAGAGCUUUACCCUGAGGCUUAUGCUGAUAUUGUUUGGAGCCAAGCUCGGAAUCGAUGCGCAAAGCUCAUAAGAGAGAAAGCUAUCCGAACGGCAAUGGAACUAAUUCAUUACCAUGAUGAAGCUACCAACUACAUUACUGGUGGAGCCGUGCCAAAGGUGUUUCAUAUGCUUGCUUGUUGGGUUGAAGAUCCAGAGAGUGAUUAUUUUAAAAAACAUCUUGCUCGAGUCCCUGGUUUCAUAUGGAUUGCGGAGGACGGCCUAAAAAUCCAGACUUUUGGUAGCCAAAUAUGGGACACAGCCUUCGUGCUACAAGUCAUGUUAGCCGCUGAUAUGGACGAUGAAAUAAGGUCAACGCUCAUAAAGGGAUACUCAUUCUUGAGGAACUCUCAGUUUACAGAGAACCCUUCAAGUGACUAUAUCAAAAUGUUUAGAGACCUAUCUAAAGGAGGGUGGGGUUUUUCAGACAAAGAUCAAGGAUGGUCUGUUUCAGAUUGUACUUCUGAAAGUUUAGAGUGUUGCCUAAUCUUUGAAAGCAUGCCGUCUGAGUUCAUUGGUGAGAAAAUGGAUGUGGAGAGGCUUUAUGAUGCCGUCAAUAUGCUUCUUUAUUUACAGAGCAAAAAUGGAGGCAUAGCCAUAUGGGAGGCAGCGCGUGGGAAAAAAUGGCUUGAGUGGCUUAGUCCCAUAGAGUUUGUUGAAGACACUAUUCUCGAGCAUGAGUAUCUAGAAUGCACCGGGUCAGCAAUUGUAGUGUUGGCUCGUUUCAUGAAACAGUUUCCAAGGCACAGAACAAAAGAAGUAGAAAGCUUUAUAACAAAGGGUGUAAAAUACAUAGAAAGUUUGCAAACGGCGGAUGGUUCGUGGUAUGGAAAUUGGGGAGUGUGCUUCAUUUAUGCGACCUUCUUUGCUGUCCGAGGUUUAGUGGCUGCGGGAAAGACUUACCAUAGCUCUGAGCCGAUCCGUAGAGCGGUUCAGUUCCUUCUUAAGAUACAAAAUGUUGAAGGCGGUUGGGGAGAGAGUUAUCUCUCUUGCCCCAACAAGAAAUAUAUUCCUUUGGAGGGGAACAAGAGCAAUAUGGUUAAUACAGGACAAGCAUUGAUGGUUCUAAUAUUGAGUGGUCAGAUGGAGCGAGAUCCUUUACUGGUUCAUCGUGCUGCGAAAGUCUUAAUCAAUUCGCAGAUGGAUGACGGUGAUUUCCCACAAGAGGAUAUAAGAGGGGUUUACAAAAUGAAUGUGCUGUUAAAUUAUGCUACCUAUAGAAACAUCUUCCCUCUUUGGGCACUCACACAUUACACCAAGGCUCUGAGCCUGCUCCUCUAAAUUCUGAUGACGACACCACAUAUGAUACUCAUUUUUCCUUUUUUCUUAUUUUUCUUCUCUUUUAAUUUCUUUUCCAUGUAAAAACAAUAAUAGAGCUAAUCUAUAUAAAAAUCUUUUCUUAUCGUUUAAUAAAAUUCAUUAGAAUUU
Messenger RNA from Arabidopsis arenosa, 2301 nucleotides. Lineage: Eukaryota; Viridiplantae; Streptophyta; Magnoliopsida; Brassicales; Brassicaceae. The record is from the annotation of a GenBank genome assembly.